AUAAACAAAGAAACUGCAAAUAGAUUAAAGUUGUUUAAACUCCCCCUCUAAACCCUAAAAACUCACAUGGAUCAACAAGGAGUUGUGAACAGAAGACUAGCCGUUCUCGUAGGCUGCAACUAUCCCAACACAAGGAACGAGCUACACGGCUGCGUCAACGAUGUUUUAGCCAUGAAAGAAACUCUUAUAACCCGUUUCGGAUUCAAACAAGAAGACAUGGAAGUACUAACUGACGAGCCAGAGUCAAAGUUAAAACCCACCGGAGCCAACAUCAAGGCUGCUUUACGUAGGAUGGUAGAGAAAGCUCAAAAUGGAACUGGAGACGUCUUGUUCUUCCAUUACAGUGGCCAUGGAACUAGGAUCCCAUCGGUUAAACCUGCUCAUCCUUUUAAACAAGACGAAGCUAUAGUUCCUUGUGAUUUCAACCUCAUCACAGAUGUUGAUUUCAGAGAGUUAGUCAACCAACUUCCUAAGGGAACAAGCUUUACCAUGAUCUCGGAUUCUUGCCAUAGUGGUGGUCUCAUUGACAAGGAGAAAGAACAAAUCGGACCAUUCUCCUCUGGUGAUAAAUCUCCGGACAUGGAGACAACCACAACAACAACAACAUCACGUGCCUUGCCCUUCAAGGAAGUCCUAGACCAUUUGAGUUCCCUUACUGGAAUCUUAACUUCAGACAUUGCUACACACCUACUCGAGCUCUUUGGUGGCGACGCUGGUCUAAAGUUCCGGCUACCGACGAUAGACUUGAUGGAACUUUUGGAGAGUAUGACGUUGCGUGGAAGACACGUUGACUCAGGGAUAUUGUUGAGCGGGUGUCAGGCGGAUGAAACGUCUGCUGACGUAGGCGGUGGUGGAGGCGGGAAGGCGUAUGGAGCGUUUAGCAACGCGAUUCAGAAGGUGCUGAAGGAAAACGGAGGUGCCUUGAAGAACAAGGAACUAGUGAUGAUGGCUAGGGAAGUGCUUGAGAAACUAGGGUUUCAGCAACACCCUUGUCUCUACUGCAGUGAUCAGAACGCUGACGCCACGUUCCUGUCUCAACCUUGAUGUGACUCAUGCUAUUAUAUGUCGUUUUUUUAUUUGAAUGUGUAUUUUCAAAAAAUUAAACAAUAAUAACAAUGUUCAGAUUUUUAUAGUCGUUUUAUAAAGAAUUAUUGAUUAAACAUGCAUAUAGACCAACUUUUUUAACUAAAAAGUCGUUUUGUUUAGGUCUAAUUUGCUGUCUG
Molecule: messenger RNA, 1223 nt
Organism: Eruca vesicaria subsp. sativa (arugula)
Lineage: Eukaryota; Viridiplantae; Streptophyta; Magnoliopsida; Brassicales; Brassicaceae
Source: the annotation of a GenBank genome assembly